Molecule: messenger RNA, 2190 nt
Organism: Linum tenue
Lineage: Eukaryota; Viridiplantae; Streptophyta; Magnoliopsida; Malpighiales; Linaceae
Source: the annotation of a GenBank genome assembly
CAGCAGUUGUAAAGGCUCAGAAAAAUCAAAGAGUGUUUCUCUAGUAGGAGAAUUCUGUAAAUUGAUCUAAAUCGGAAAAUCCCCAAUUCGAAGCUUUCCACGGUUCCUCUCUGCACCGUCUCGUCCUCUUUGACCUAGUCCUCCUCCUUCUCGGUCUUGAUCUUCCUUACUUCCUUUCCCAUCGAUUUCUGACCGGCUUCCCUUCAAGGCGUUCCGUUCUGUCUGAAGAACAACUACCCCACGGUUACGAAUUUACAGGAUUCCGGCACUCGCCGAUCGACGACCAUGGAGAACCACAGAGUCGCGGAUUGGACGGCGUUCCAGAUCUUUGCGAGGCUUCUCGAUGGGAAGACGGCUACCCUGCGAUUCGCAGCGCCGCAAGCCUACACUCACGAAAUCAAGCGCCGAAUCUUCGAGAUCACCAGAAUCCCUGUUGGAUACCAGAGGCUUGUCAGCGGCGGCCGCCAGCUCGAUGACGAUUCCGUCGUCUCGACGCCGGAGUGCAGCGUUCACCUCUUGCUCGGCCUCCGUGGCGGGAAGGGAGGCUUCGGCUCGCUUCUUCGUGGCGCCGCCACCAAGGCCGGGCAGAAGAAGACGAACAAUUUCGACGCCUGCCGGGAUAUGAGCGGUAGAAGGCUGCGGCAUGUGAAUGCCGAAAAGAGGUUGGAGGAGUGGAAAGCGGGGGAGGCGGAGAGGAGGCUGGAGAAAGUUGCAGACGACUUUCUCAAGAAGAAUGCGAAGAAGAAUGCGAAGAAGGGGAACGGGGAUGGAGAAGCCGCGAAGUACGUGGCUAAAUACAGAGAGGAUUCUGCUAAGUGUGUGGCAGAGGUUGAGGAUGCCGUGAGAGAGGCUUUUAGUAAUGGGAGUGGGAAACGAAAGGGGAAGUUCCCCAUUAAGGACGCCAAGAAGUUGAAGAAUUGGUUGGGGAAGAAGAUGUUGGGUGUAAGUGAUUCUGAAGACUCAGAAGAUAAUAGUGAGAGUGAGGGAACUGAGAAAUCUGUUAUACUGAAUGGCGGGAGUAAUUCAGAUCCUAAUUCAGACUCGGUUUCUGAUUGGAAGCAAAACGCAGAAUGUUCUGCUUCUGCUUCUGGUGAGAGUGGUAGGGAGGAAGAGAAAGAGGUUGCCGAGGGGCACAACAGUAAGUCAAGUUCUCAAAGAGAUGCUAUCAAUGACAUGGAGACGGUAGCUGAACCUGACACUUGCUCCGAGGUAGCAGCACAUAGUCCCACGGUCAAUGGCUUGGAGGUUGCUAAAGCUUCUGGACCUGAUGAGAUGACAAUGGAACGUCGAGAGAUCCCCUGUUCCGAGAAUGUGGAAGUUACAGCAGACAACCUAGUUAUUGGUGUGACAAAUGGCCCUGGAGACUUAAAAGCAGAUAAGGAGGAAGAAAUUGUAGUUGCAGAGACGAGUAAUGCUGAUUUGGAGAAGCAGCUAAAUCUUGAAGAUUUCACUUCACCUACUGAUUUGGAGGUUCUGGGAUUGGAGAAGCUGAAGACGGAACUGCAAGCCCGUGGUCUGAAAUGCGGAGGCACUCUCCAAGAGCGAGCGGCGAGGCUUUUCCUCCUCAAGUCGACCCCUGUAGAUAAACUACCUAAGAAGCUGCUCGCCAAGAAAUGAACCCUCUUUGAUUUUACUGCCUCCAUGAACAAAGGAAAGGUACCAUCCUUCCUUCAAAAUGUAUUGUAAAGUGACGUUUUUUGUUGUUGGAAGUUACUGUCCUCUUGAUCAGAAGGGUGAGAUAAACAAUGUGUGUACUCUGAUGGAUUCUCUUAUAAUGACUUAGCCAGACCAGAUGUGGAUUGGAUCACUUACUAUUGUUGCUGUGGCUAACGGUGAGAACUGAGAAGUGAGAUGGGGAUGGUGAUUCCGUGUCGAGUCUUUCUGUCGUAGAAAUGACGAUUGUGCACAAACAAUUACGACUGGGUGGCACUUUGGACCAAAGGGUGGGAACCUAGUAUUGGUUCUUUGGUUAGACCGAAAUCAAAAUUAAUCGGCACAAAAAAAAAAAAAAAAGACGAAGCGACAUUUGUAUUGGUUCUAGUAUAUGUACACAUGGAAUAUAAGCAUUCAAGACGAUGAAUUUCAAGAGGGAAGUCUUGAAUUACAAAUUUACAACAUGCAAGAUGUUGUGUUCCAGUAAUAAUGUAUGAAAUUCUCGAAAGAACGUCUUGAAAAAAUGGUUAAUAAUGC